Stegastes partitus (bicolor damselfish) is the source of this 986-nucleotide messenger RNA. It is a transcript of the gene tmem17, whose product is annotated as transmembrane protein 17. Gene Ontology annotation, biological process: non-motile cilium assembly. Gene Ontology annotation, cellular component: ciliary transition zone. Lineage: Eukaryota; Metazoa; Chordata; Actinopteri; Pomacentridae. The transcript has 5 exons. The record is from RefSeq and is a predicted model, not a curated record. The coding region runs from base 190 to 744 and encodes 184 amino acids.
UGUUUAGAGGUGAAAAUAAUGAACUUCUUGUGUUUUAUGUGAGCAGUUGUCAAUAACUUUUCAAGCGAGAUUUGAGCGGAACGCGAGAUUUCCUUGGUAUCCAUGGAAACGACGGCAGCGUUCAGUGAGGAAGAGGAGGAGUGUUGUUGUUCUGGUCAUGUUUCUGCAUAGCAGAGAGCAUUUUGCACGAUGGAGCUGCCGGACCCUAUCAGAAAACGUUUAGAGGACUUCUCUCGCAAUGUUUUAUUUGACCAGAGUCGAACUGGAGCGUACUCAAAAGACCACGACGCGUUUUUGCCUCACGACAAACGGGUUCUGUCAAGUCUCCAGCUCCAGAUGUCUCUGUACUUUAACAUGUGGUUCUUCCCCUGGUGGUGGAUCAGCGAAACUGUAAUGCUGCACCUGAAGUAUCCUGCCUUGCCAGACUACUACAAGUUCAUCCUUGUAACUGUACUUCUUCUGAUGACGCUGAUCGAGGCCAUUAGACUCUAUCUUGGCUACGCCGGGAACCUGCAGGAAAAGGUGCCAGAGCUGGCUGGAUUUUGGCUGCUGAGCAUCCUGCUGCAGUUCCCACUCAUCCUGUUUCAGCUGUUUAAUGAAGCCAUCCUCAUCCAACCCUUGGAGAGAGGUGUUCACAUAGUUCUCGCUAUCUUCAUACUCACACAGGCCCUCUCUGGCUUUGUGGCGCUCCGGGACAUGGUCAGACACACAGAAAGCCAAUUCCAUCUCCGACAGUUUGAUUGAAUUCUGAAGCUCUGACGUCCACAUCUGGAUACACCAGCGUGCCUUCUUACUUCGCUCCUACCAGGCUCAGAGGCUCACAACGGAAGGUGUCAUGUUUAGUACUGUGUGUAGAACAUGAGAUCGUUCCUCCUCACAGUUGAUUACUUAAGAGAAACAUUUUUAACGUAUUUUUUUUUGUAUUUUAUUCACCUCCAGUCGGUUUGUAUUCUUGUAGCUUUGCAGUAAAUAACAUCUCCAUGACA